This is a messenger RNA of Vicugna pacos (alpaca), 4444 nucleotides long. It is a transcript of the gene EIF1AX, whose product is annotated as eukaryotic translation initiation factor 1A X-linked. The record is from RefSeq and is a predicted model, not a curated record. Gene Ontology annotation, molecular function: translation initiation factor activity; RNA binding. Lineage: Eukaryota; Metazoa; Chordata; Mammalia; Artiodactyla; Camelidae. Gene Ontology annotation, biological process: translational initiation.
GAAAGGCUACGCAAGCAGCCGCGACGCCAUUUGCUGCGGCCGUGCGUGGGCGCAGGCGGAUCUCGGAAGAACUCGGUCGCUAGACUAUCCCGCGCACGCGAACCGGUCUCCAGCCCCACUUGGUGCUGCGCUGUCUCACGCGCAGUCCCUCGGAGGAGUCGCCGCCGCUGCCGCCACCCGAGUAAGAGUCGGAGACGCCGCGAGGCCGCCGUUACCGCCAUGCCCAAGAAUAAAGGUAAAGGAGGUAAAAACAGACGCAGAGGUAAGAACGAGAAUGAAUCUGAAAAAAGAGAGCUGGUGUUCAAAGAAGAUGGGCAAGAGUACGCGCAAGUAAUCAAAAUGCUGGGAAAUGGACGAUUAGAAGCGAUGUGUUUUGAUGGUGUAAAGAGGUUAUGUCACAUCAGAGGGAAAUUGAGAAAAAAGGUUUGGAUAAAUACCUCAGACAUUAUAUUGGUUGGUCUACGAGACUACCAGGAUAAUAAAGCUGAUGUAAUUUUAAAAUACAAUGCAGAUGAGGCUCGAAGUCUGAAGGCAUAUGGCGAACUUCCAGAACAUGCUAAAAUCAAUGAAACUGAUACAUUUGGCCCUGGAGAUGAUGAUGAAAUCCAGUUUGAUGACAUUGGAGAUGAUGAUGAAGACAUUGAUGAUAUCUAAAUCGAACUCAACCAAAUUUUACAUUCCAAUUUCUCUGAGGAUAUCUGAAUAAUUUGGAUUUUGGCUGUGAUCUGUUAAAGAAGAUUAAAAUUUCAUUAGCAUGAGUGCAAUUUGUUAAAGCAAACUGAUUUGUUUCUAACGUAUUUCUUUAAAAACUGGUAAUGCUGAGUUCUCUUAAGUGAAAUGUUAAACCCACUUUGUUCUUUUGAUGAAAUGGAGCUUAUGGGUAAAAGACCACAUCUACUAUUUUAAAAAAGAGAAAAAAAAAGCAUUACUAUUUCUCCCAUUUUGACCACUUCCACUAAGUAAAUGAAUGUUUGGAAUAAACCAUUUGCCCUACACUCAUCAUGGAUUAUAAUUAAGCCCUAGUGUGAAUUUCUGUAUAUUCCAGUUACCUAGAUGUUCCCUUAAGAUUUUGAUACAAUUUAAGAGAGGCAGAAGUCUGCAUUUGAAGUAAAAAAUGGUCUGUUUUUCAUAUUUAAGUAACAUGUGGAUAUUUUUAUACUAAUUUUGAUAUCACGUACAUUCUUUUCAUGAUCUUAUUUUGCCACUGUAAACAUGUCAACUAAAAAAAACGUUUCCAAAAUGCAGUUUUUAUAACCUGAGUUUUAAUAGCAAUUUUGAAUUUGUAAGAUUAGUAGUUGCAGAAAUCAAACACUAGGUGGCACCCAGUAAUCUUAACGUUGGAAAUGCUGAUAUAGUUGUCUUUUUUUUUUUAACUUACUGUGCAUAGGAAAUUUCCCAAACAACAGAAGAUUAUUUUGAUCAUGUGCAUGUAUGUAGAAUAUUUUUACAGAACAAAAAGAUUAAGUUAAAAGUGUCAUUUUAUUUUCAGAAGUCAUAUACAUGUAAGCUACAAUUUUGAGUGCUUAUAGACACUUAAAUUAUGUGUAAAUGAAAAUUUAAUUUCAUAACAGCUUGUACAAAUUAAACCUUUUUCAAAGUAUCCCUAAGCUGGGGGAAGAGGAGGAAAUAACAACUUAAUGAAAAGAUGGUCUCCAAUUUGUGAAUGGAAGAACUGCAUACAGCAGAGAAAUAUAAUAAAGACAUAGUGAUGCUGCAGAGUAUAUUAUACCCUUACUUUGUGUUUAGGAUGUAUUUUAUCAUGUGUACAGAUUUUUUUGCUUAUAUUUUAUUGGGAAUUUAGAUUUACCCUUUCUUACUUAGUUUUUCAUUAUCAACUCUAGUAAGGUGAAAUUAGGGACUGGACUAGUUAGACCUCACUAGCCAUAUUGAAAUCAUAAAAUGUAAAAGAAGAAAUCCUUCGUGUAGUAUGUAAAGCUUUUAUUCUACUGGUCUCCAGAGAACUUUUCAGUGUUGAAAAAUAAUAAAAAGAGGAGUAAACCUUCACGUGGCUUCAGAAUAUAAGCAUAUCUUCUCUGAUCCCACGCUUAGUAUAAUUUCCUUUCCUAAAUGUGCAGACUCCUGAAUAAAAAUCUGAGGUACUAUAAAACAUUCUUAAAGACUAGAAAUUAAGAGUGGACAGUUGCAGUUCAUGUUUCUUAUUAUCUGGCGUUCCUGAACGCUUAACCUAGGUGGGGUGCAUCUGAGACCAUGGGCUGGUUUUUAAUACCUGUAAAGAACCAGCCUUGAAGAAUUAAUGUAGUGAUUGUUUUCAUCAGUAAUCUAAACCACCUGAGAUAUUUAGGCUUCUGUACACUUAGGCUUCAAAAUACUUUUGCAAAAUUUGUGGUAUAUGUACAUCUUUCCUCCACAUUAUUUUACCAAGAAUGUUUUGACUGCAUCUGAUACAGUUCACGGUAGGGAUGGUGCAACUCAGACAUUAGGUUUUCUGCUGGCUUCCUCUAACAAAUAUGAUUUGUCUAAAGAGUCUUUAAGAACUGCAACUAUGACCCCAAUUUAUGUGUUCGCCAGUUUUGGGGUGGGGGGUUGGUUUGUGUGGGGUUUUUUUGUUUUUGUUUUUAUUCCUUGCCUAGGUAGUAACAGCCCAAUCUGGUGCUGUUGUACCCUGGAAAAUCUCAAAUCAUAAUGAUUAAAGUAGUUGGAAUAAACUUAUAGGUCAUAUGCAACACUACUUGGAGGAAUUAUUUUACUAACUUAUCUUUAAUGUGGAAAUUAUAUAGUUCCAUUGAUUUUAUUAUAUUGCAAAUGAACGGAAGUGGUCCUUGAAAAAAUUUUUUGUUAUACUUUUUGGUUCCUAUAAUACAGUGCUAUACAGUGUGCCCUGAAAAGAAAAUAAAAUGUUUGAAAUCCAGAAAUGAUGAUUCUUACUGCUGAGAGGGUGUAAUAGUUAUUACUAAUGAGUUUGAUGGACUUGCAUUUUUUGUGCAGUUUAUUCCACUUCCAGUUUGCGUAUAAAUACGUUGUAUUACUGAGGUGGCUAAAUAACCAAACCAAGUGUUUGUGUAAAAAGACUUGCCAAGAUUGAGUUGUUUGUUGAAUCUUUCUUGAACAUCCAGCCUCUUAAAGAGACCACCUCUUAAGGAGCCUAAAAACUGUGCACAAUGAAAAUUCUUAUAUUUUAUUAAGGAGUGGCCAUUGGUUUUCUCACCAGAUCUAUGGAAUUUGGCUGUAAAAACUCCUUGUGACUUGUAGUUUAACUUAAUCUCAUCUCUCUUGUGUAAAUACUAAAGUGUAGGAUGCUGCAUAACAUCUUUUAAUAGGUAUAAACUGCUGUCAGUAUUGACCUCAGUGCAGAUAGGUAAAAAGCAUGUUUCUGAUCAAAUACCUAGCUGGAUUUAUAUUUUAUUUGUAUUGUGUACAGAUUUAACAAUAUUCAGUAUUAACUGGCUUGACAGUGAAACUAUCAGAAGGAAGGUUAAGUUUUUUAUGUUACCUGCCUGUCACAAAGAUUUAAAAGAUUUCUAUUGUUAUGAGAUGUUUAGAUCUCUAUCCUGCUUAGUAAAGGGAAGUUUCGUUUAUACUCUUUGGACUCCCAUGAACUUUUACAUACCACUUGGUGUUUUUUUCAAUUUACCUUAAACUACCAUCCUUUUUAUCCUUGCUUCUUCCUACUCAGAAAAGAACAGAAUCUGAAUUAAGUCCUACUGUAAGUGUGAUGACACUAGCCUCUGAGGUACGGAGCGAGCUGAGGGGUUGGGAGAGCAUACUGGACUAUGUCCUCUCUCCCCCAGCCGCCUAGUGCUUAGGAGGCAGCGUGAUGGAGAGGGAAGAGCGUGGCCCUGGGUCAGGCAGUCUGUGCCCCCGCCCUCACUCUGCCCCUUACCUGCAGGUGAUCAUGGGCACCUUCUCCAACUUGUCUGAGCUUCAGGCUCCUCACCUAUAAAAUGGAGAUGGUAAGAAUAGUACCUGCAGAAUCAAUUGUUGGGAGGAUUAGUAAUGUAUGUGUUCAUACGUGUAGUGCGCUUAGAACAGUCUGCCGCUGUUCACUUGAUAUUCAGGACUGUGUAAGAUAGAAUAUGCACAUCUUUUAUAUUCUCUACUUACCAUUUCUUUUACUUUCAGUCUUUGGUUCGUAUAGUAAAAGAAACAUGUAGAAUAUAUAUUUGUAUAUUCGUGUCGACACAGUAUUUAAAAUAAUUGCUACCACCCUCAUCUAAUUCAGCAUAAGACUAACAGAUGCAGGUCUCUAAAUUGCUUAAAGAUAUUUUGCAAAAUACCAACUUGCUCUGUAUUUCUUUAGAGAAGUUUAUAGUUACUGACAUUGAUGGCUCUAGUCAUAUUCCAUUCUUAAGCCUUUAAUGAGUCCUUUUACUGUAGAUUCAUAACAGCUGCUUAGUACUGAGGUUUCCUGUCUCAUUUGGAAUUAUGUAAAGAAGUCAGAUGCAAACUAUUGCAAUUAGAAAAUAAAAUAUGAAAUAACUUUCAA